Dermacentor andersoni is the source of this 21216-nucleotide messenger RNA. Its product is annotated as stomatin-like protein 1. The record is from RefSeq and is a predicted model, not a curated record. Gene Ontology annotation, cellular component: plasma membrane. Lineage: Eukaryota; Metazoa; Arthropoda; Arachnida; Ixodida; Ixodidae.
GCGAGCCACUGCUCUCGGUACAGGCAGUCUAAAAAAGAAUCGAAGUUUACGUAGUAGCAUGGUAGCAUUAGUAGCGCGUUAGGGGCAACGAUGAACGCCAAAUUUUCUCCCUACAGCGAUAGCUAUGACACACCUGACUUCGUAUUUGAUUACACCUCAGCGUUUGAUUAUUCUUCUAUUCAUCACAUGACGGCGCUGAAGAAACCCGAGAAAUACAUGACAAUAUUUAACUAUAACAAGCGCCAGGUUGUUGUGGAUUUGUCAGAUUGCGAGCCGGAACCGUGGCAGUCGACUGUUAUUAGAACGAUCGUGACGUUCUUCUGCUACCUCUUCCUCGUUUUCACAUUUCCAGUGACGUGCUGGGUCUGCAUAAAGAGAGUGCCGUCCCUGGAAAGGAUCGCCGUCUUUCGUUUGGGGAAGCUGCAGCCAGUUCAGGGUCCAGGCCUUGUGUUGGUGUUCCCGGUCAUUGACUCUUACAUGAAAGUUGACCUGAAGCCCAAGGUCUUUGAGGUGCCCGCACGUGAGGUUCUGACUGGUGAUGGAGCAAUCAUCGAGGUGGGAGCCGAGUUGCAUUGGCAGGUGGUUCACAGUGUCCGUUAUGUCACACGAGUGAAAGAGGUUGAUGCUACAGUGGGAGCACUCUGCCAGCAGUGCUUGGCAUCUCUGUUGGGCUGCAGUGACCAGGAUGACUUAGACCGGCGUCGUGAGGCCAUUGAGGCCACACUUCUGACCAAGCUGAAUGAAACAAUCCUUCCAUGGGGGCUGGAGGUCAUCAAGGUUACUCUCAAAGUGGCCCGUGUGGUGAAAACAGCUGAACCAAGCAAUCCGCUGACUCCUGUAAUGUCUGCCAUAAAGAGUGUCCUUGGUUUUCCCUCGGAACAUGCCAAAACCCAAGCAUCAGUUCCACCUGGUCCUGGAGGCCUACAUGCUGUGCCAGCAAGCCCAAGUGAGCCACAGUUCGAGCAGCUGGUGCAGGUACUACACCAGCUGGCCCUGUUUGCUGCCCAGCAAAAUGAGUUUCAGGGUGUCUGUGCUACGUACACACUCCAGAUCCUUGCUGACACCAAGGAUGGCAUCACAGUUCAUGUUUGCUUUGACCAAGGUAGUGUGGAGCUGGUUCGUGGCAGCGACCUGGGAAACAGAAGGAAUGCUGAUGUGACGCUGCGCCUUUCUGCUGAUGAUCUGACCCUGAUCCUAUGCGGGAAGGAGUCUCCCAUGCAGGUGUACAUGGGUGGCCGCAUUCAAGUCCAAGGCGAUUGGUCUUGCCUGCGUCGUUUCAUGGGCGUAAUUGACAAAUGCUCUACCGGCUAGAACUUGCUUGUUUUUUCCAGGUCAAACCAUUCAAUUUACACAUUGUAGCUUUUGCAAUCUAAUAUUUAACAGUAAUGUGAGCUGUAUGCUUAAAGGCAUCAUUGUACUUACGCUUUGCAUGCUGAUUUGCUGUACGGUUUGUUACAAGCACAUAAUAUAGCAAUGCUGAACUAUGAGGACAAAAUAUUGUGAAGUAGCUCCAAAUUAUUUCAUCCUUGGUUUCUAUGAAGAAACUUAUCUGAUAGUAGUGUAACGUAGAGGAGUAGAGCUUGCUUCAACAAUGUGUAAAUCACAAUGUUGUAGUCAUUGGUGCACUUGCCAGCACAUGUUAUAUACCUAUGCAGGACAGCUUUUUUUAUGUAGUGGACUCCCUUUAAAACAAUUGCUUAAGAAACACUCAAGAUUAAUUUGUCUUAUCAGACAUGUAUCUGAACAGUAAAGCACCAAGUUUAUGCUACACACAACAAGGUGCCAAAAAUUUCUUAGCUUAUCAGAAAAUUGAUUUAAACAGAGGUGGUCUUAAAAGCUGUUUACUGUGUUAUAAACUUACACAGUCGAGCGCCUUUACAACUAAUGUUUCUACAACUAAAUAACCUGUAUAACAAAGGUAUAAUUGUGUCCCAAUUCUAUUGUAAGCAGUGUGGUGCGCAACCUUUAUACCAAAGUGACCUGUAUAACGAACGAUUUCGGAGGCCCCAAGUACUUAAUUAUAAAGGCAUUCAACUGCAGCAUUGCACUUGACAGAAGAUUGAUGUCAUUGUAUGUUUCCCUUCAAAACCUGUGAUUUGCAGAGAUUUAUUAACAUGAAAAAAAAAAAGCAGGAGCUCUUUAUCGGUCAAAAUCUUUUCCAUGUUGCCAAACACUUGUAGCGCGAGCAUAUUUAAGCAGAUCAGUGGUGUCAUUCUUAGACAUGCAUUGUGUGCUAGUCAUCUUGAUGGUUUUAUUUUGUGUCAUGAUUUCUGAAAUUUAGAUAAAAUGUGAUCUGAAAUACUAGCAUUUGCAGUGAUAAACACAUUCCAUUCUUGGUUUUGUGAGCAUACACCCAAAGUUCACCCUCGCUUUAACAGUGCUCUGAGUCAUAUACCUAGUCACUGCUUGAACAGUAUUGGAAAUGUUAAUUUCAAGAAGAAUAUGCUUCUCAUUUUAAGUUGUGUACAUCUUAAUGUCAGUGGUGUUCUUUUUUUUUUUUUGAAAGUUUGUUAUAAAGCUUUUACAAUGCUUACAUUGCGAAGAGUGCAGGCACUUUAAGGUUUAACACCUCAUUCUUCAUCCACAUUUCAGCAUCUUCCAUCAAUAACAUUUCAAAUGUAUCUUCUUGUGUGACCAUGUUGGAUCAUAAGUACAGUAUUGUCUGAGAACCACUACCAUCAAGCAAAAAGUUAUGUCUGACUUGGGAUAGAGCAUGGUCAAAGCUUUGUGCAAACCAAUUGUUUUCGUAUUUAUUUAUUAUUUAUUUUUUAAACAUGUAUAAUCUUGCUUUAUAUUAUAACAAUAUUCUGAGCAAUAUUUAAGAUUUUUGUGAACAGCAACAAUUUUUUUAUAAAUGUGUAGCAAUAUGGCAGAUUUAAUAAAGUGCAGUGCUUACUUUCUCUUCUUGUUUUGGCAAUUGAAGUGCACUUAGAGAAGUACUAACAUGGUACUUGUGACUGUUCAUUUUUUUCAUUAGAUGAAGGUCCUGGACCUCUAAAUUCUAGAAAAAAUGCUGGAAAGCCUCAAAGCACUCUAAAUAAUAUAACAGCCAGUUUUGGUUUCAUUUCUAUUGUUCAUGACAUCACAAUGCAGAAGGGAGAAGACGUUGCGAGGUUUUGACACUCUUCAUCUGCUAUGUUGAUGAAUGAGUAGCAGCAUAAGAGGCAACUGAGUAAACCAAAACAAGUGUCAAAAUGUCACAAUGUCCUGCACUUUUGUGACCACAUUCUGCUUCAUGAAAUCGCAACGCAGCAACUGCUUCAAAAAUGAAAACAAAACUGGCCGUGUAGCAAAGCUAUUACAUUAAAUUAUGUAGGGUACUCUGAGGCUUGUCAGUAUAUUUUCUAGGGCUUAGAGGUCUAGGGUAAUAUAUAUAUAGCCCACAGUGACUGCUUACAGGUUGAAUUAUGUGGGAUACCACCCUUUAAAGGAAUACUGACAUAAUAUUUAGUCACCAUGGGCUAUAUAUAUAUAUAUAUUUCUUUUUAUCUGGUUAUUUUAGAGUAUCAAACACCAUUUAAAUGCAGGGAGAUCUUGUGCAUUACUGUUACUAUUAUUAUGCAAAGGAGGUUCGCAGAGCGCAUAGUAGGUGCACACCAGGCGUAAACUGGAUGAUACAACAGUCUACGCUUAGUAAACCAGCCACCACCUCCGAACUCUUGCAUUGCAAUGAUUAUCACAGCCUUGAAACAUGCAUCUUCUUCACUACACUUCUUUUUUGUUUUUUUCUUUUUUUUCUUUUCUUUUUUAAAGUAAACAUUUCGAACUUUCAUUACUCUCUUUGUCGCUAUAAGGUAAUAGUUUUUAUUUUAUUUUUUAAGUUUGCUAUACCAAGGACUCUGCAUAACAGUAUUUUACAUGUGUGAUGGGUGAGAACAAAAAUAAAGCUUAAAGGGCCGUUCACAAGGUCUGACCAUUUUAAGCUAGCCAUUUCACUGUCAGGUCACAAUGGCGGAUGAUGAUGGGAGAAACGAGAUGAAAGAACACAUCGCAUAGGUGCUACCAUCACACGCACGAGUCCAGGCACAUGUCACCUAAGAAAUGUGAAAAAGCACGCAUUGCCUCUGUCAUCCGCCAGCUCUGGUUGUGCGCCUAGCAGGAGGUCCUCCCAUAGUGGUUUGCUGUCUAAAUGCCUCAAGGUAGCUGCCAGUGUCAGUCUUUCGCACCCAUAUACAGGGCACACCACGAGCACAUGGUCUAUAGUCUCAACAGCGCCAUUAACCGGUAAAAAUGAAGCGUAAUUGUACUGGGUAAUUUUUUGUGUCCUCGAUCGCCAAUGUUGGUGCUAAGAAAUCGUACGAAACAGUAUUGCAUCAACAAGGUUCUACUGUACUCAUUGUUCACAAAUACUACUAGCAUUUUUUGUGCAACUUAUUUGUAUAGGAAUAACUAUUUCAUAUGGUUUUGUAACAUGCUGGUACCUGAAGUUGGCAGUGUAAACGUUCUUACACAGUUUAUCAUUUUGGCUUAAGCUCACUCUCACAAACCUAGAAAGUUCCUUUUUGUUAUCUCUUGCCUUGUAAUGUAGACUGUCUUCACCCCCAUCUCCCCUUAAGGCGGAAUUCGUGAAGUAGUUUUCGUGUGUGCUCUGGCCGGCAUCACUCCUGUUCACAGUACUUCUCUCAAAAAUAAAAUGCACUUUGCAGAGAGACAUCCAAGUAAAUAUAGGGUAACCAUUGUAUGUAAAUGUUGUCAGUACUGUUAUAGCAUUGCUUGUACGAUUAACAGCGUACUGACUUGGGCUGGUUUGUAUAUCUUGGUAAGUAGCAGAUUUUUACAGCAUGGCACAAGAAACAAAAGCAACCUCGGGGAUAGAGCUGUGUCUCCAAUCAAAUGCUAUAUUUUGAGAAACAGCAUAUAAAGGCGCAUGAAAGGGGCACACAAGAAAAGGAAAUAGUAUCGGCAUUAUGGAUAAUGCAGUUCUUUUGUCAGUAGAUGUAGGAACUGCCAGCUGAUGCAUGCGUCAUCAUCUGUCAAGAUACAUGAAGCAUCGAAUACCUUGUGGGCACACUUUGCACAAUUCUUUCUUGCUAUAUUGUUGUUUUCAAAGAGUAAUGCAGCUGCGCCUCUGGCAAUGGGGGAUAAGAUGACUGUAGGAGAAUCCUUUUAGUUAAUCGGCAUGUUCCUGUAGGUGGCCAUUGAUACUUCUUUCUGUUUGCCCGAUGUAGCAAUGAUUUCACAUAAGCAGAAUUUCACACAUAAUGUGUGUACAACAUUCAACAAAACAGCAAGCAUGUCUUUUAAAAGAGUAUGGCCGCUUCUUGGUUUCUUAUUUUAUUCAUCCUCCUGCAUAAUCCAUUAAGCUUGUUGGACAUGCUAAAAAUUACGUUCACUGUGACGUUUGCCACCAUUUCUGUUAUGUAAAGAGACAUGCAGUGUACAUAAAAGAUAUUGGCAGUCCUUGGUUUAGAAGGCUGAAAUAAUUUCUUUCUUGAUGUGAAAGCAUCAAAUGGCCCAUUGAGUGAAAACACCAGUGUCUGUAGCAGCUAAGGGGCACAUAAAUUCUCGUUGGCUGCGAUGCCACAUCACGGGCGUGCCUCGACGGAGCAGAUAUGAUGCCGCAGGGCAAGAUGGGUUGUCGUUGCCGAGGCGCUCAUGUGACGCAUGCAUGCGGGUGCCGCCAUAUCACUCUAAGAAGCCAGCAUGCAGUCUAUAUCUGUCUCGCCUCUCUCACCCACCACUGGCAUUAGCUCUGCUGCUUGCUUGGUUUCUCGUCGCACAGGAUAUCGGUGGCAUGCGGUGUUGGCACUGUAGGCUGCUGCUUCCUGGCUCAGGCAGCAUGUACUGCUGUGGUGUACAUUACUUGCAGCGCACAACUCCAAGUGCUCAGCGGUAUUCAAUUGGACAUUAAUGCUAUCGUAAUCACAACUCAAGAAGUGCUUAGGUGUCCUCAGAUUUUUUUCUUACCAGUUUUUCUUACCACUUAUUAUGCUGCCUCCAAAGAUAAAGCAUUUGGUUGUUCAGUGCUCAGUACCCGUGGUUCCUUCUGUGUCCUGUUUUGUGCUGUUAAAGUCUGCUUUUCCUUUGCAUGGCCUCUGUGAAUAUUGUUUAGUUUGGCACUAAGUUCACAUUUAGCAGUUAGUGGGAGCUAAGUGCAUUGGUCUUCAGAAGCAUCUGAGGCAUUUAAAAUUGUUUUUGUUACAUCAAGAUUCAGUAGUGUAGUGCUUAUUUGCUAACUUCUGACAGGACAGGUUCCUUAGAUUACAGUAAUUGUAGGCACAGCAUAACAGUGCUAUUGAAUGACCACCAAUGUAUUUUGUCAUAGAUACAAGAAAGUUUACUUGAAAUCUGCUCCAACAUAUGGCACAUAAAGCUGAAGGUUACAUUGCAAUGUUUGCCCUGUAACUCAUAAUUAGAAGCUAACGGCAUGUUCUGGAACAAAAAGUUGAUAUGGCAAUUUCACAUGUUCUUAUUGUCAUAGUUACCAUCAUAAUAAAUUCUGCAGCUGCAGGACAUCAUUCCAUUAUAUUUGUGUUAACAUUAGUCAUCGGUGCUUUCAUUAGAAGCUACAUUACUUAAGUGCAUAGAUGUACACCUCAUCACAAGAAAAGUAAAGGCCAGCCAUCAGUGGCCAACAGUGUUCAUCUGGCCUUUACUUUUUUUUGUAAUGGGUUUUGCCUCAGCUUUCUGUACAUAGUUUAUGAUUAGGCUGACAUUUAUUACACUAAGGUGGCUCAACACAUGGAACAUUCUUAAUAAUCAUUCCUGCCUGAAGUGAGAAUAGUUAUGUUGUAAUGAGUUAACUUAGAAUGAGAAUGUUCCGAGAUUACUUUGUAAGAAUAGUAAUGUUUUUAUUAUAUUUUAUUUGCUAUGUACAUACUUCAGCCCACAUGGGCUUAAUGACAUUACUUAAGAAUCCGGGGCAUAGCCAGGUGGGUGCACACUGGGCAUGCGCCCCCUACCCCCCUUCCCCCAAAAUUUCUGUGUACCAGGAUACGUGGCAUAAAACGAUGUGCGACAACACCCGCUUGCCUCCCCCUCCACGCCCAGGUCAAGUGCAUGCCUCCCCCCUCAAGAAAAAAAAAUGCUUGGUUACACCACUGUUAAGAAUAGUGACGUUCUGAUGAGAUUACUUUUGAGCCAUAAUUUUUAAGAAAACAUCCUAGUUCUUUCUAUUCAUGGGUGGCAGAAAUUUUGCACAAAUGGGCCCUUUGUUUUGCAGUGAAUAGUGCCAAUAAUAUUAGCACAUAAGUGCUGUGUACCUGUAUGCAUGUGGCUUUAUUUUUAGCAUACUCUUUCCUUAAUGCAAUCUUUUAAACAUUUGGACUCGGUCCUGUGGCUUUGUUGUGAAAUUUAAAAAAAAACAGGUAUUCAAUCCCUUAUGAAUAUUCUGCUUUUCUUACGCAGUGCUGACUUGUCUUGUCUGGCUUGUUGUGCGAUUGUGAGGUACUUGUUGUGAUGUGCUUGUUGAUACAGAACACUUUUAGUAUGUUGUUAUAGGUUUGUGACAUAAAAUGAAAUUCAUUGUCGUACAAUUGUGUGUAAUCAUGCAUUACCUUCAGUCCUUGAAAGUGUUUAGUCUUAAAGGAAGCUGCUUUGCAAAGUGGGGCCACGUUUUGUUUUAUUCCUUCCAGAGAAUCUUGCUUGAGUGUUCUUUUCAGUGCAUGGAUAAUUGUCAGGACUACAUCUCCACUGCUCUUAGCUGAGGAAAAGGUAGUGCUUGCUGAAUAUGCAGAAUUGUUUACAUGUACAUGUUGCCACCACUGUGUUCCUUUCAUCACAACUGGUUUGUACAUUCUUGAAAACUUAUUUUUCAAUCAAAUGUUUUGUUUUGAUAUUUUUUCAUCCGUCUGAAUGACGAAUAGUGACGGGAAAAAAACAUCAUGCCCUCACUUUUUUUCUUUUUCUAAAGCUGAAUGCAUUCAUUUUUAUUUGCCCAAGUUUCUUGUAAUUGGUACUACAUAUUUAGCUGAGCAUGUUCUGGGGAUCAUGAUGUGUCCAAUGUUUUUGUGUGUGAUUUCUGUUGUCUGGUUUUCUUCAGUAAGAGUUCAUGCACUCUGUUUGCAUUUAAAUUGUUUGCUGUUAUUUGAAAAGCAGAUGGAUGUUGCUGAGGGAAGCUCUGUUUCCCAGUAGUGAACAUUGAAAGAUACUAAGUGAGUCCUCUUAGGAUGAUAAUUUAAGACCUUUAUAAACUUUUAAGUGCACUCACUAGGGAAAUUUUUUCUCAUUGUCUCGAUUCAUGUGCAUCAUAACCCUCGUGUGGGCCACAUAUCAUUUGCCUAGGGAGCAUGUGGUUUACUAGUGGGCCAUCGGUGAGCCAAGGAUUUUCUGUGUGCUUUGGGGUUGUUUGUGUUGUUUGAAAUCGUGUUCAGCAAAAAUGUUUCCCCUGUGUUAAUUUUUGGCAAGAUGUAGCUCCCACGGUAGAUGAAAAGCAUAAAUACUCUGCCACACUGCAGGAAUAUACAGCGUGGCUUAUCGAUAACUAGCAGAACAGUGAACUUGCUAAUUAUAAAAAUGAGGUGUAGGGGAACUAAGCCAUGUCAUUGUGGUUUAAGAGCACUCAUGGCUUUAACCAUCAAAAAAAUUGCAUACGUUUCUAGUGGUCAGUCGAUGCUUAACACCUGAAGCAGAGCAGGAAAGAGCUUCCUUCUGACUUGCUGGUAACCCCUGUCACCUGGUAUGUGGCUCCCAAACAUUUCUCUGUGAAAGCUUUGCUACAUCAUGAGCCAAUACCAGCAUUACAUCUGAAUCAGACCAAAGUGGCAACUGGUUGGAUCCUAGCUGCUGGGCUCUAGAUAAUGUUGAACAGCAUUCAAGCAGCUGUUACGAUGUGCUUUGUAAAAUCUACUGGCUCUCUUGAACACUGUACUGAGGCAUAAACGUUGAGUCUACUAUCACAGUGGUGCCAUUCAAAGUAUAUGUGCAUGCAGUUCCCACAGCUUUUUAGUUACUCCAUGAUUAACAAUUUAUUCUUACUUUGUUAAUGCACUGACAUGACUAUGGCACCAAUUGUGCCAAAUUGCACCAAAAGGCUUGUAUUGUUUGCUAAGUCUGCUACUUUAAUGAAACAUUAAUAUUCUAUGCCAAGCCCAAUAAGACUGUUGUCACUUUUCAGAAACAAUGUGUCAUUUUCAUUUAAAUUAAACACAAAUUUGGUGAUUGUCAUAUUACAAAUGUCAAAAAUAUGUAUGUGGUGCAUAUAAAGAGCAAGGUUAUCCUUGUGCUAAUGUAACUUUGGUGUGGCUUCGUCUUGUUUCUUCCCGUGUACUUAGAUUUAGGUGCAUAUUAAAGAACGUGAGGUGGUCCAAAUUUCCGGAGUCCCCCACUACGGCAUGCCUCAUAAUCAGAACGUGGUUUUGGCACUUAAAACCCCAUAACUUAAUAUUUUUGAUAACCUUAUUUUUUUUCACUUCCGACUUGCUGAAGCAUCACUGCCUUUCAUAUUUAUCCUGGUUUCAAAGCCACAGUCAUUGCAGAAGGGAUUGCAUAUGAUGCUUCAAAUAACAGUAUGGCUGUUGUUAUCAGUUCAUUUCUGACUGGUUUCAAUGUAGCAUGAUUCUCCAUACCAGAUUUUUGUUGUUGCAAGAAGUGUUCAUGUUUGUUUCGUACUGACUAUAUCUACUGACAGAUCAUCAGGUCAUGUGCAAGCUUGAAACUGAUGUUGCAAAUUGAGUUUCUAGAUGGUGAGCUAAAUGUUUCUGGUGUACUUGAUACUAACAAAACUGUCUCAGGUUUAUUGUGACUGUGAAUAAUGAAAUAUUCCUUCUGAAGACUACCGAAAUGUAGUAACUGUCAGUGAUAGCUCACUUACAAAACAAGCUGCUUUCAUGUCUGUGGCACUUUGUUAAGCCUUAUAGAUGCCUUCUCUGUUAAAAAAAAAAAAGCAGCAGUUGGUUGAAGAGCUGCUGUUGCGCACUUUUGGUGUCCAGUGGUAAGCAUUCCACCACUGCAUGGCAAGUGUACAUGGCAUCUGCAGCACAUAAAGUGUGCAGGAAGUGGCCUGUGUGAUGCUGCUCUUUGGUGCACAACUGUUACACAUCGGUGUGCUGCGUGCCUCCACACCUCACGCUGCAGAGCACAAGAUGAAAGUAGUACUUGAAAAAGUGUGACAGGUGGCUUGCAUGAUAAGCACAGUUGUUCUUCUGAAAAAUUAUGUGGUUUGCAGUCAAUAUUAAUCAUAGAAAAUGAUGAGUGAUGGGUAGAGGUUUCAGUUAUACAUUACAUCAGCAUAGUUUCAUGUCGUAAAUGGUGUACUGAACUAUUUUGGAGCCCCAUUGGAAUCUUGCAUAUCUGGGCUUAGCUGUAGCACAUAUUUCAGCAAAUUGGGAACCAUGGAUGAGCAACAGCUGUCCUUCGACUGCAUACAUGUUUGAAAUGAAAGCUGGACUUGUCAUCCGUAUAUUUUGACAGAAAUUGGUUGACUAUGUGUACUUGUUGCCUUGGGGAAAAGAGUUUAUCAGGAUCAUUAAAUGCUUUAGUGUAGAGUUUUAAAUUGUGGCGCAGAUGUGGGAAGAAGAUGUUCUUUUAUGUGAUAAAUCAUUCAGUCAAUAUCUGGUUGUAUAAAUGUUACCGAUGUGCAUGUGUGAGGUACAUGUCAAGUUUUCAGUCUGCUCGCCGCUCUUGGCAGAAAAAGCUGGAAAGCCAGAAAAAAAACUUUUUGUGAACCAAUUGUAAAAAGAUUUCGUAAAAAGUGUGUUGUGAAGCAAAUAACUUUAGCAAAGGAUAUGCAUUAGAAUGCUUAAAAUCUUCAGUUGUUAAUUGGCAUUGGUGUAGGGGGCUUCAGCAAUAUUGAAAGUUAGCAUUCUCAGUUAAUGUUUAACGUAAAACGAAGCCAAAGUCAGACUAUUAAAACCCUUAAGCUAAAAAAAAAAUUUAUAGUUUUUUGUCGUGAUUUAUAUAAAUUCUUUUUUUUUUCUUUACUGCAGAAGUCUAAGUUAAAUUGACAAGCGGUACUUAUUUUUUAAAAUUUAUUUUUGAGUUUCCUAGUAGCAUUAUUAUGCUUAGACAUUCUACUUAUUAUAUAUAAAUCUCGAGAACACUGUAUAUUCCUGCUCUUUCAGACAUUAUAUUUACAUUCAAUCUUAUUCAACUUGUUCACACCCCCACUCGAGUCCAAGGUUCCUCAAGUUCGAUACUGGAUCUGGUUUUUGUUAGUGAUUAUUUUCCCUCAGCCGCAACAGACAUUGAAAUCCUAGACGGAGUGUCAGACCACAAACUUGUGUUGUGCACUCUGCCUUUUGCUGUUCCCUCAAAUAUAACAUGUGACGCAACACAAAUACUGUCAUUUAGUAAGGCAAAUGAUGCAGCCAUUAUGACAUAUCUCGUUCACGAAUAUGCCAACUAUUUUGAUCUGUGCAUGAAUGAAUCAUCAACCAUCGAUGAAUUAUGGGUGCAGUUCAAGGCUCAUGUCAGGCAUUGCAUUGAUCAUUUUAUUCCCACCGUAAGAAAACACACUAAGAAACAGAACCCAUGGACUACACGUGAUGCUAUUCACUUAAAACAUAAAAUCAAAUGCAUAAGAAAAUCGAACAAGACAUGUAUGAUUCCUGACUAUCACACUCGUUUCAAUUCUCUAACUCAGUCAUUAAAAAGUAAAGUAAAGAAACAUAAACAGCACUACUGCAGUACCACACUGAUUGGGUUCAUUAAAACUUCACCCCACAAUUUCUGGUGAUAUAUAAGCUCCCAAUGGUCAUAUAGUACGGCAAGAUCUACUAAAAUUGAUGCCGACUCCUUCAACAGUCACUUUCAGUCAGUGUUUACGCAUAACAGCUCUAGUGGGCUUACACUAGCAAGAGCAUGUGAAAACACACUGAUAGAUUCUCCAACAAUAUCCGAAGCGGGAGUACUCGCACCUUUGUUAAACAUUGAUGAGAAAAAAUGUGACAGACCAGAUGGAAUUCCAAAUAUGUUUCUGAAAUGAUAUGCCGAGCCUAUCAGUAAAUACCUCUGUUUAAUCACUAGAUGAUUGUCGCCUUCCAGCGCAGUGGAAGGUGGCAAAAAUUAUUCCAGUGCAUAAAUCGGGUAGUGUUUCAUCUGCAGCUAACUAUGGGCCCAUAUCCCUCACAUGCACGUGUUGUAAAUUAUUGAAGCACAUUAUUUUAAAAUUCAUGACAAAUUUUGUUGAAGCCGAUAAAAUACUCCAUAGAAACAAACGCGGAUUUCUCAGUGGCUUUUCGACGGCGACACAAUUGAUAGAAAUAAUUCAUGAUAUUGCACAAUGCCUCAAUAUCCAGUCACAAAUCGAUACCAUUUUCUUAGAUCUAUCAAAGGCCUUUGAUCGAGUAUCCCUUGUUAAACUCCACUUUAAACUCAUAAAUAUAUAUGGUGAAGGACCAGUGAUACAGUGGAUAUAUAAUUACCACUGUGACCGCUAUCAGUUUGUGCAGUAUGAUCACCGCACCUUGCAAUUAGUUCGCGUUCUUUCAGGAGUCCCUCAAGGGACAGCUUUAGCUCCACUUUUGUUUCUGUUGUGCAUAAAUGACAUUCCAAAUGACCCUGAUGUAAAAAUUCAACUAUUCGCAGAUGAUUGCAUGUUGUACACAGAAGUACAGGAUGCUAGUGAUCACGAAAGACUGAGCAAUGCCUCAGGAGAGAUAGGAGAGUGGUGCAACAAAUGGCAGAUUACGAUUAAUGUAGGCAAAACAGUUUCUAUGUAGAUAAGAAAAAAAUCAGAACUUGACUUGUGUACUCAUUGAAUAACACGAAUAUCUGAAGUGUGACUGAAUAUCGGUACUUGAAUGUUUUAAUUACUUUUGACCUAAAUUGGACUGUGCAUGUCCAGAGCAUAACCAGCAAAGCAAUGUUCAAAUUGUUCUUUCUUAAGAGCGCCCUGCGUCACUCUGCUAGUGAUACAAAACAUUUAGCCUACGUCAUGUUCAUCCGACCAGUUCUGGAAUAUGCGAACAUAGCCUGGUUUCCUUACACAAAAGAUAAUGUCAAAACUCUUGAAAUGGUGCAAAGAAAGGCUGUGCGCUUUAUCUACAACUGUUAUAAACCCACUCAGUCAGCCACAGAAUGUUUACGCUCUGCAGGCCUCCAUAUGCUUUCCAGCUGUGCUAAAAUACACUGCCUCAAAUUUUUUUAUUUAUUACUUAAUUCAUUAAGAAUGUUCUGUUCUGACUUUGUUCAUAUUAACCUUUCACGAGAAACUAGACACAAACAUGCUCUAACACUUGAAGAAUUUUUUUUGUCCCAAUAACACUUUCCGAUAUUCAGUUUUUCCACAAGUACAUGACUGGCAUCAACCGCAUCCAUCGAUUACAGCUUAGCCAACCAUAGAAAAAUUCAUCAAGCUGUGUGAAAGCUCUGUCCUCUCAUUUAUUUUGCAUUGACAUUGUAAAUUGUGUUCUACUACUGCAGUGUUUUUUUUUCCCAUUGUGUUAAUUAGUUGAAAGUGCCUUUAUUGUUGCUUUAUUUUGCCUCUUUUGUCGAUAACACAUGUACUUUUUGUAUUAUCAUGCUGAUGUUAGAUCUUCAUAACUGAAGCCAAUAAACCUAACGUUGACUGUACCACCUGUUUUUAUGCCCACUCCUGUAAAAAUCCCAAAAGGGAUUGACAGUAUUAAAAAAAAUGAUGGGGUUUUACGUGCCAGAACCACUUUCUGAUUAUGAGGCACGCCGUAGUGGAGGACUCCGGAAAUUUCGACCACCUGGGGUUCUUUAACGUGGACCUAAAUCUAAGUACACAGGUGUUUUCGCAUUUCGCCCCCAUCGAAAUGCGGCCGCCGAGGCCGGGAUUUGAUCCCGCGACCUCGAGCUCAGCAGCCUAACACCAUAGCCACUGAGCAACCAAGGCGGGUUGGCAGUAUGGCAAGAUAUGCAAGACAGUGAAAUGCACAUCUAAUGCAGUCAUAAUGGAUCAAGAAACUGUUAAAUAUGAUCUGUUUCAUUGCCUCCCAUUUCACACACUGGCAUUGAUCACCACUGUAACUUAGUAUGAGAAUUAGAGAAACCAACCAUCCAUUUGUUGUGUGCUUUACUAAGUUCCUAUAAUAAUAAGAAACUGCAAAUAAAAAGGGUACAUUUUUCUUCAUUGUCUCAGUGUCCCUGCAGGGCAUUCAAGUGUUUCUCAUAUAGAGUACAAGCUUGUUUUUGUACUUUGUGUCCCUAAAAUUAUUUAAUCAUAGUAGAAGUUUGCAUCCAUACUCCUUAUUUUGCUUGAUGUGUAAUAUUACAGUGCACCUGAUAUGUAUUUAUUUUAAAAGUUGCAAAGCAUAACCUUAGAGGCGUCUGAAAUAAGAAAAUUCACAGUAUGUCUAAGUUUUUGAUAACUGCAACUGCCCAUAAAUUCUGGCUGCUUGACUGCACUCUACAUUAAAAAAAUAAAUAAUGAGCUGUUGCACAAUAGUGGUGACAAUACAUUAGUAAAUGAAGAUGUGUGCACACAAAAAUAUAUUUUGUUGUUGUCUACUGCCUCGAAGAAGACAUAGAAGCUGCAUUAAAUCAUGACAGUUUUUGAAAAGACAAAAGAAAUUAUAUCAUUGUGUUGGCUUUGUUAAUAAGAAAAUGGUGAGGCAUACCUUACCUUAAUACUAUAUGGCAGCCUAAAUGGCUUUGUGUAGUGAUGUUUUACUGAUCUAAUUAUUUCAAAACAUAUGUAUGCUUUUCCAAUAAGUACCUUUGCGUGAAGGCUUGGCACAGACCAGUGGGGAGAAAUUUCUGUGCAAUGACGUGUCAAAUUAGUAAAAGUUCUUGCUUUGUCUUAUCAAUGUGCCUUGUCUCUGCUUUGUGCAUAAUCCCCGCAAUGUCAUCUUGUUGAUCUAAACCAGACAUUUAGCUGCUGUGAUAAGUGAUGCAAAGUGAAUUGGACUUUUUUGUCUGUGCUGAUGCCAAACUUAACGAGGAAUGCAAUUUGUGUGCAGUAAGGAAGUUGAACAUCAUCUCUUCCUUAUUUAUUAUAUUAUUUUUGGGAAAAUAUACUUGAUUAUGUUUUAUAGCCUAUUCGUUAUCCAGUUUGUCAAGCUUCUGUUCUCAAAAAUAUAGCAGUGUUGGAAUUUUGCAUUGCAGGGAAGUGCUUGUUCUAUUUGGCUUAUUUAUAUUUUCUUAUUACAGUAAACGUUGCAGUAUGCCAGUGCAAAACAAACAAAUAAAAGAAUGGAUAAAUAAGCAGUAUUCGUCCUGUCUGUCACAGAGAGUUAGCAUUGACUGGCUAUGCCACUUGCUUUUUCUUUGGUGAAAGUGAUCAUUACCUCAUAUGAGAACUUGAUGCAAGUCUCUUUUUCUUAUCCCUCAGACAUCUAGACUACGCAAACUUCUGUUUACUGAUAUACUCAAUAGUGAGGAGUGAAUGGUAGCUGGGUGCAUAUGUUGAAGACUACUCAGGCAUUUAGUACUAUAUGGUGUUUUAUAGAGGUCAGAUAGCAAUACCAUGUGGCACGAAUAUUUAACCUAGUUCAUGUUGCACAGGGCUAUGUGCAUUAAAUGUGACUGUAGUGACAUGUGCAUACAUAUGAGAAUACAUUCUACGUUUAGCACAAUUCAGCAAAAAACUUAGCAGUGUUACUUGGAUGCAUGAAUGAAUUUUUUGAGCAGCAGGUUAGAAUAUUGACACAUUUAAGUUCUGUUAUAUGGCAUGUUUAUCCAUAAUCAUUGUGUGCCUCUUUUGUUUGACUAUAAAGAAAGAAAGAAAGAAAAUACAAUGUCGCAGCUGUAUAAAACUAAAAUCUUGAGUUGCAAGAGUAACAUCUGGGUCCUCAUAACCAAGUGUAUGUGAAAGCUUGAUUUGAUUAUCUUAUGCUCUUGCAUCUUUACAAUUUGUACCAAGGCUUGCUGUAAGCAUACUUGACUGCCACCUUACUUUUGUCAUGUUGCAUGUGCCUUUUUUUCCACUUAGAGAAAUGACAACAGGGACAGUAUAACUAGGGGUUCGCAGGAAGAUAGAGACUUGAAUUGAUCAACAGUGGCAAACAAGGAGACUCCUCAGCCUGGAGCCAUUAUUUCAAAGAAGGCAAUUUCUCUUCAAAGACAAGUCCUCUUUUCCAGAACACUGGCUCCAGGCUGAGAAUUCUUAUUUGGCCACUUAUGAUAAUAUUUUUCUGGGAGUUGUCGCAUGCUGGGUGCUGCACUAAAAUUUAUGAAUAAUGAUUAUAUCUUUGUGCUCAUUGGAUGUUAGAACAAAUUUAAUGUGUUGAUGUGAAUGAUAUACUGUAGCAUUGAAAAAAAAAAACAGUUCAGGCCCAUAAAACAUAAUUCAUGGCAUUGUGCACAUAGGUGAUUGUUUCCAUUGUUUAUCUGAAUGUAGUGUAAUUGCAUGUGGCCAUGCCAGAUGUGUAUAUGACACUAUGUGCAACAUGAUCCAAGGAAAACACGGGGAAGGUGGGAGAUCGAAAUUCAAGACGAUGAGCAAAACGAGAACUAGAUAAAAGUGGGAGCCAACGUUUCAACAAGUGUACUUGUCUUCUUCAAGGUGAGAUAUGUCAGUCAGUCAGUCUGUCUGUAUUUUAUUUUCACCAAACAAAAACAUCUGUGAAAAAAGAAAGACGGCGAAAAAGCUGCGGAUACUGCAGCUUGACUAAGCACUGUAUGCUCACUGUAUUCGUAUGCUUUCCUCGGCACAGUGUACAGAAUGUUUCACGUAACUUGAACCAAGGAUUUUAAAAAAGUAGUUAGCCGCAGCGGAAUGAAACCAAUGGCAUUUGGUUUGCCAUCAUGGGACGCUCCUUAGAGUAUUUUUUAUAUUCUGCUUAAUUAGUUAAUUAACUAAGAUCAACUAUGCAAAAUAUUUAAUAUUCACUUUAAGGCCAAGUGCAUUUCAUUGCUUUGUAGAGGGGAUUCUUAAACGACCGAUUCAAUUUUUUAUGGCAAAGUACAUGCUGCGUGGUGAUUUUUUUCAGCGUGCAAAGAAAGCCUGUGAAAUAUGAAAUAAAACCACGUGACUCCGCUCAUGUGCUAUCGUAUUGCAGCGCUUUCAACCGUGCUUCAUGCUAAAUAACCGUGCUCGCGGACUGUGGCGAAGUGAGCGGCUGUGGCUCUAGGCAUUGGCUUCACAUUGCGUCAGCAUCUUUGGCGGUGGCAUAUGGAAAGGAAGCAUUAUUGUCCCUGAUAAGUGAUAGGCUCAACGCACAAUUGAGAGCACUGCAGUACGAUAGCGCAUGAGUGCAGUCACGUGGUUUUAUUUCAUAUUUUGCAGGCUUUCUUUAAACGCCGAAAAAAAUCGUCAUGCAGCAUGUACAUUUCUGCAAAAGUUGGAUUGGUCGUUUCUGAACCCGCUCUACAAUGCAACAAAACGCACUUGUUCCUAAGUGAAUAAUACAUUUUUUGCAUAAUUGAUCUUAGUUAAUUAACUAAUUAAGUGGAAUACAAAAAUCCUCUCAGGAGCGUCACAUGAUGACAAACCAUAUGCUGUUGGUUUCAUUCAGCUGUGGCUAACCACUUCUUUUUAAAUCCUUGGUUCAAGUUACGUGAAACACCCUGUAUAUAGGUGGGGUUCUUCUAAAGGGGAGAGUGGGUAAUGCGGGUGGGUGAGGCAACGACCGAAGCUGUGUUAGUGGCGAGGCUGUACAAUUGAAACUAAAGGGGUGCUAUGCACAUGGCCAGUGACACUGCCGUGUGUCAGCCGGCGUGUCAACGUCCGUGUGCAUUGCACCCUUUUAUUAUCUGCUUCGCUAGAGGUCAGUGGGCUAUCGUCUCUGUGAAAGAGAUAAUAAAAAGAACAUCAGAAAAUGGUGCUCGGGAAAAAAACAUACUAAAACAGAAUAAACACAUAAUAAAAGAAAAAAAAGCAAGGCAGCAAAGAAGAAAAAAAUGCCAAGCAACCAAAUGAAAAUAACAGUACUGUUGCCUGUAGCUUGAAAUUUAGCAUAGCGAGUAGAUUAUAGAGCUCCCUUUGAAAUGUUUAUGCCUAUUGGUUGCAAUGUCUUAUAUUUAUGGAUGAGGUAUGAUUCUUUGUACUUUAUUUCUCGUUCAGAACAGAAAUUUGACUAUAAGAUGUAGAGUUUUAAGUUCGUCAAAGUUGUAACCUGCUUGGUUGAAAUGCUCAGUGAGUGCUUUGGGAAGCUUUUUAGCUUUGCCCGCGCGUUCCUUCUUACGAAAGGAACAUUCAAGCAUAUAAAUCACAUCCAAAUUAGUACAAAGAAAGCUAGUUUUCACUUUGUGUGUAUAACUAUUUGUGGUGCUCAUAAUUUUAAUGUCACUUUGAAGGUGCCUGCAGGUUUUUCAUCUGGGGCAACAACAUGCUUGGUACAUCCGGAAACACUUUUUUCAGACGCUCGUUACUUGAAAAUAUUGGGUGGUAGUUUCUUAGGAUGUUGUUUAUGUUUGGGAGGGCAUUAGAAUAUUUUGUUAUAAAGGCUGACGGUCUGUAAGGUUCUGGUGUUCUUAGCUAAUUCCGACUGCCUCUCCUAUCUUGAUGCGACGUCAUAAGCUCUGUCAAGAGGAAAUUGUGGAUAGUUUCUUUCUGCUAGCUUUGCUUUAAGGUCAUUUAGGUGGUGGAUAUAAUCAUUGUCUUCGCUGCAGAUUCUUCUUAUUCGUUUUGCUUGUCCAACGAAAAUUCCUUGCUCGCAGUGUCGCAGGUGAUGACUGUUGUAGUCUAAAUAUUGCUGGCUAUCUGUAGGCUUGCGGUAACCACCUGCCUUACCCCCUCCUCUUCUUUUUAGAAGAACCCUACCUAUACAUAGUGUGCCGAGGAAAGCAUAUGUCGCCUUGAAAAAGGCAAGUCCACUUGUUGAAACGUUGGCUCCCGUUUUUACCUUGUCUUUUUGCUCAAUGUGCAGCAUGAUGGCUUAUUGGCUGCAUGAGCUAGUUGACUAAUCAGUGCCAGUUCAUAAAUAGCCGGAGCCACAGACAGUGAGGAAUGUGGCAGAAAAAGCAAACAUAAAUAAGGACAGAGUGGUAAAAAAGAGUGACCAUAGUGACUUGCAUACCCAAAAUCAAUUGUAUCUGCAUUGAUUGCACAAGACAGAAGCAACUGCAGAAGGACAGUAUUACUAUGUGAUACCACAAGCAAUUACAAUCAUUUCAUUGAACACUGUCCAGUGGACAUUUACAGCUUUCACUAUGCUAGGCAUUGUGAAAGAAUAGGGAAAGACUUUGCACAAAGAUGGGGAAAAUUUAUUCAGAGCUCCACUGAUAUGGAAUGCUUAGCAAAAAUGUUUGUAGGAGGGGUCCCAUCUAUAAAAAUAAUGCCCCUUGAAGUUCACUAAAGAGUGCUACUUGGAAUUUUUAUUUGACUGCUCGUCUGGUGCUAAAGGCACUGUCCAUGUCCAUAUUGUGGCAUCUAUGACUAGGUGCUGUUGUGUGGUUCUUUGGAAGAAUGAUAUUUAAGGACAUAGUGUGUAAAUGCGUACAGAUGCACAACCCUCGUUUUUUUUUUUUCCUCCUUCCUUGUGUGCUUUCUUCACUGCUUGCUGCUGAUGAUGUCAACCUGCUACAAAAGUUACGUGUGAGAGCAACGGCCCCGUUUAAAAGUUGGAAGGUAACUGUUCCUUCUUCAAAAUGAAAUUGUGAUUGUUGUUGAGGACAUAUGAGCAUUCCACACAUAGCAUGAACAAAUAUGGGAAGGAAAAAGACUUUGCUACCAUACAUGUUUUGCCCAUAUCCAUUGGCUGCUGAUCAGUGAAUACCUUGUGAAUAGUUUUCAUGUCAAGGCACAACCAAGAUUGCACACAUACACUUUGAAAGUUUGUUUCCUGCAGUUUUUGUUGCUAUAGCUUAUAACAGCUUGAUAUUUAGUAAUUGUUUCCUGCAUUUUAUUGCAUUGUGCUUUCCUUGUAGUUUUCCUGCUCUCAUUUAGUUUUCAUGGGAGGUCCCCCUGACAUACUGUUAUACUCUGGGGGGUCUUCCACUGUGUCAAAAAAGGACGUGCCAGAAAUGUUACACUUGGAAUGGGUAGUACAUGUACACUUUAUCACAAAAAUAUAUAGGCUAGACGACCAUUGCCGGCAAUGGCAGACCAAGUUUUACUUUCUUAUUAUAGGGUGGGAUCUUAGCAGUAGAUGUUCUCAUCAGAAUUUAGUAUUUCUUUGGAGAGAGUUGGUUCUUGAAGAGCUAAUGCGGAGCAUUAGUUCCAAGAGUAACAAGAGGUUUUUACCUGUAUUGCCUCCUGUAUACAUGGCCGGUUGGGAGGUUUUUGUGCAGAGGCUCAACCAAGAGGACACAUUGCACAAAAUAGUUGGAAAUGCAAGAAUGUUUUCUUUAACUGUGAAUAUUUGUUCUGGGUUUUCCAAGUAUGCUGUUCUCUAACAACCUUAAGAGAUUCAAUUCAGGUAAAAUAAUUUCCUUGGCAUUUUGGUUUGAAAAAAUUUAUUUCAUUCAGCAUAGGUUUUUAGUAGCUGUAUUCCACAAUUUGCUAAAUGAAUGGUUUCAUAGCAUGUCCGUCUAGUAUAUCACUUUUCAGUCAAGCAGGUCAAAGUAUUUGCCCUUGAGCAUCUGCUGUAUUAAAGCUCAUCAUCAAACAGUAGAAGCAUUGUGCAUUUGUCUCUGGAUUAUUGGGGAACAAAAAGCAUAGUUAUUUGCUGUAUCAAUUAUUUCUCUGGUACUAAGCUUUGUAUAUUCAAAUUGCAUUUGCCCCAUUUUUGUUUUUAUCCCUUUUAUUGCAUCACAUUGCAUAGUCACCAUAAAUUCAGGAUGCACUGUUUGAAUAGGCAUUGAUUUGGGAGGUACACACAUCAUUGAAAUACGUGACUGUUAACAGUUUUUAACCUUAAUUUUUAAGAGAAAGUUUCCUAGUUGAAGGUGGCAAUAGGUGCAAGUGUUGUUCUGUCAGUGCUUUCACACAAAGUACUUGUCUUGUUAAUUUAUCGAUAAAUACUGAAGAGUGCUAGUGCAACACAACUAGCUUCAAAAUUAACACCACCUAUAUUUCUCUGCCGUGGUUGUUAUUCUUUUUUAGGACGCUUUUAUCCGUUACAUGUUGUUUUUAGUUUUAUGUAAUUGAUUGCUUUAAAUUUGUAAGAAAUUCACAGAAUUUCUAACAAGAAUUCUGCACAACAUGAAAUGAAAUACUGACUGCUACCAUUCAUUAGAAGUUUUGUUGUCCCAUUAGCUUUUCUGUGCCGUGAUUGAGAUGGCAGGAAGUUUAAAGAGGUGUGUGUAAAUGCAACUACUUGUGCAGCUGUUCUCUCUUCUGUGGUGCAUCCAAGUAACACAAUAUAGUUUCAGUUAUACAGAAGUAGCUUAAGAGUUAUCCCAUAGUGUGACCAUAAUAUUUAGGCUCCUUGUUAUAUAUAUGUAUAUGCAGUGUUUGUUGUGUUGUCAUUGUGCUAGAUAGUGAAAGCGUGUCCUUCCUUACUGCAUUUCUGGUGUGAGAGGUACCAAUAAAUGUCUCUUGCACUGUGC